GGCAACGUCAAAAAUCACACAUGCUUCCGGUUUUGUAUUUGCGGAGAGAAAGUCGUGUAUUGUUUUUUGAAAAGUAAAAUGAAAUACACGUUACCAAAGUAACGUGUAUGUGAAAGAUCUGAAUUGCAGCAAAAUGAAAAAAGGAGAAAGAACUCCCGAGACUCCCAGACCAUUUAAAUUGUGUCAUCAAGUAUUAUGCAUUACCAACAUCAAUUUUCAAAGACAGUCAUUAAUAGCUUUUACAGAGCUUACAAUUAUUCCAUCAAGAAAUGAUUUGCACAGAAUAAAACUCAACUGCAAGCAGUGUCGAAUUUAUAAAAUAUGUAUAAAUGAUUUAUUUGAAGCAAGUUUUACAUAUAAUGAUCCAACAUUAGAAAUAUGUCAAGGAGAAACAAAACAGUAAGUAAUU
Messenger RNA from Centruroides sculpturatus (bark scorpion), 409 nucleotides. Its product is annotated as transcription initiation factor TFIID subunit 2-like. The coding region runs from base 134 to 403 and encodes 89 amino acids. Gene Ontology annotation, biological process: transcription initiation at RNA polymerase II promoter. Gene Ontology annotation, molecular function: chromatin binding; transcription cis-regulatory region binding; RNA polymerase II general transcription initiation factor activity. The record is from RefSeq and is a predicted model, not a curated record. NCBI's taxonomy places the organism in Eukaryota, Metazoa, Arthropoda, Arachnida, Scorpiones, Buthidae. The transcript is spliced from 4 exons. Gene Ontology annotation, cellular component: transcription factor TFIID complex.